This is a messenger RNA of Stegodyphus dumicola, 1267 nucleotides long. Its product is annotated as tartrate-resistant acid phosphatase type 5-like. Gene Ontology annotation, molecular function: acid phosphatase activity. The record is from RefSeq and is a predicted model, not a curated record. Lineage: Eukaryota; Metazoa; Arthropoda; Arachnida; Araneae; Eresidae.
UGUCAGAUAGGAGUGAAAAUAACGAAAUAUCAAGAUAACUUAGUGAUGAUGUCUUUGCUUUCUUUAAUAACAAGAGUAAUUGCUCUUAAUAUCAUCAUGUUCUCAGAUGUAUCCUGUUCUUCAUCCUUGAAAGUUGUCAUGUUGGGUGAUUGGGGUGGAUUGCCUAUAUUCCCUUACAAAACAUUUGUUGAAUUGUCAGUAGGAAGAGAAAUGUCCUAUCUUGCUUCAAAAUUUGGAGUAGAUUUUAUUUUAGCAUUAGGAGAUAACUUUUACUUGGAUGGUGUAAAAGAUGUUGACGAUCCAAGGUUUAAAGAAACUUUUGAAACAGCAUUUGGAUAUGAGUCACUUCAUGUUCCUUGGUUUCUUAUUGCUGGUAAUCAUGAUCACUAUGGGAACGUGUCUGCACAGCUUGCUUAUUCUUCUAAAUCUGAUCGUUGGCAUUUUCCUGCUUUAUAUUACAAGAAAAAUUUGAAGGUCCCUCUUUCUAAUUUUACAGUAGAUGUAGUUAUGACUGAUAGCAUAAUUCUAUGCGGAAAUACGGAUCCAGCCGAACCUUAUAAACAGCCUUUAUUUGAUUCAAUUAACCUGCAUAAAAGUAAAAAGCAUUGGGAGUGGUUAGAAGAUGUUUUAAAGUCAUCUAAAACUCAUUACUUACUUGUAUGUGGCCAUUACCCAGUUUAUUCUAUUGGAUCUCAUGGAAAUACUAACUGUCUUGUAAAGUAUCUAAAACCUCUUCUUGAGAAGUAUAAUGUUUCUGCUUAUUUAAGUGGGCAUGAACAUAAUAUGCAGCAUAUACAAGUACAGGAUAUUGAUUAUAUUAUCAGUGGCUCUGCUAACUUCAUUGAUCCUUCUAAGAAACAUAUUGAUGAAAUUCCACCUAAAAGUCUUCUUUUCCAUUGGGAUUGCUCAUGUUUUGUUUUGUUGGCGAUAUUCUUAUGAUUCCAAAUGACCCACUAGGAAGGAAUGGACCAUGCUUAGAUGAUUUCCUUUCAUUUCCUGUGAAGGAGUAAAUAUGUUCGCAGAUUCAUUUGCUAUCUUUUAAUGUUUAAAUGUGUUAUGCAAGAUUUCUUUUUGAGAGGGUACAUUCCCAAACAUAAACAAACACUGUAUAAAUCAAAAGUGUCUUAUGGGAAUUUUGUUCAUCAGAAACAAUGUACAUGUUUUUUAUAGAAGAUAUUUUGUAAUUCAAUCUACUAUAGUUUGACAAAGUCACUGUAUACUAUUCCAUCAAUGUUUAUAACAAUAAAGUGAAUUUUCAGAGUUUGAA